AUGGACCGAAGAUGUUUCGCCAUUCUGUGUCACCUACUGAGGACCAUUGCUGGACUAACGUCGACGGAAGUCGUCGAUGUUGAGGAGAUGGUAGCAAUGUUCCUCCACAUUCUUGCGCACGAUGUGAAAAAUCGUGUCAUUCAACGAGAGUUCAUGCGGUCGGGCGAGACAAUUUCCCGCCAUUUCAACAUGGUCUUGUUGGCUGUCAUUCGACUUCAUGACGAGCUGUUGAAAAAACCACAACCAGUGCCUAAUGAAUGCACAGAUCAAAGAUGGAGGUGGUUUGAGAAUUGCCUAGGUGCAUUAGAUGGCACGUACAUAAAAGUCAACGUUCCAGCAAGUGACCGGGCUAGGUAUAGAACACGCAAGGGGGAGGUGGCCACAAAUGUACUUGGCGUGUGCUAUUACUACUUGGUUGAUGCCAGGUACCCAAAUGCGGAGGGUUUCCUGGCACCAUACAGAGGGCAACGCUAUCACUUACAAGAAUGGCGUGGCCCUGAAAAUGCACCUUCAACGUCCAAAGAGUUCUUCAAUAUGAAACAUUCUUCUGCUCGUAAUGUAAUCGAAAGAGCAUUCGGUGUCUUGAAGGGUCGAUGGGCGAUACUGCGGGGAAAGUCAUACUAUCCUGUAGAAGUUCAAUGUCGCACAAUACUCGCAUGUUGUCUCCUCCACAACCUUAUCAAUAGGGAGAUGACAAACUUUGAUAUAGAAGACAACAUAGAUGAGGUUGAUUCCACCCAAGCGACUACUGCCGCGGAUGACAUACAUUACAUAGAGACGUCGAAUGAAUGGAGUCAAUGGAGGGACAACCUUGCAGAAGAAAUGUUUACUGAAUGGGAGUUGCGUAACCAAUAG
Cucumis melo (muskmelon) is the source of this 855-nucleotide messenger RNA. RefSeq lists its product as uncharacterized. Lineage: Eukaryota; Viridiplantae; Streptophyta; Magnoliopsida; Cucurbitales; Cucurbitaceae. The record is from RefSeq and is a predicted model, not a curated record. Bases 1 to 855 code for a protein of 284 amino acids. The transcript is spliced from 3 exons.